CCUAGGACAGGUGCUUCCUCCCGCUUCGUGUCCCGCCCGUGCACCUGCGUCACCAGAGAAGGUUGCUUUGCGCUCAUUUGGCUUCCUCGCGACGCGUUCUUCUCUUCCGAGCGACUCCUGCGCUACUCUCACUGACAGUCUGACAGCUGCGCCCACUAGACAGAGCCCCACCUGUCAUCUGCUACCCCUGCCUCCUUGAACAGACCGGGUCGCCACCUUCUCUUCGCGCUCACUGACAAGGGAGGGAGGGAGGCCACGCCCACGCUCGACUCUCUUGCCUCCGUGUACCUCCUCGCGGCGCGUGCCGAGGUGGAGGAGGAGCAGGGGAAGGGGAGCUACCUGCCGUUGCGUGCCAGCUACUACACCUUCCAGCUCCCGGAUCGAAGCACGGGUCGGUUAAAGCACGGGGCCCCGAGCGGCACGGCCGACUUGGCAGCAGCCAGCAGGUGAGGCGGAGGGAGAGGGAUGAGCAGCCUCGCUAUAGUGGAGAAGAAGCCGCCGCCGUUCCCCGGCGGCGGCUGCACGGGCGGCGUGCUCUUCCACCUCCUGGACUGGCACCGCCGCCUCGCCUGCAAGCGCAGGCUCUUCUCCCCGCGUCGCCUCCUCCCUUCGUCCCUCCGCUCCUCGUCCCCACGCAGGCUCCCGUGCCCGCCUCCUGCUGCCUCGCCGCCACCGCCGACGCUGCCACAUCCGGCCGAUGGGGCCGCCCCGGGCGUUGUCGCGCGCCUCAUGGGCCUGGAGUCCUGGCCCGCCACCGCCACCGCCGCGCCGCCGAGACCGCAGAAGCAGAGGAAGGUGGAGGCGUCGCGCGCGGACGGCGCUGACUCGGCGGUCGUGCUCGUGCUGCCUACGACCCGGAGCCGUCGACCUCCCGCGUCCGCGCCCGUGCCGACGGCGAGGAGCCACCACGGGGCCGACCUGCCAGCGCGGAGCCCGAGGCGGACCCGUCUCGUGCACGCGGCCGCGGCGAAGCUGCUGCAUCCGGGCGCGCGCGCCGGCUCACGCGCAAGCGCCAGGCUGGCCCUCGCGUACGCUUGCUCUUCGCCGCAGCACCGCAAGGAUGACCACGCCGGCACCUUGUUUCAAGGCUCCGGAAUGACCGACGACUUCCUAUCUCGCUCUGAGAGCUUGCCCUUGGAGCGUUCUGCACUGCUACAGGUACAGCCUCCUGGUCUUCCUGCGGAGACAGAUUGUGACACCGCUGUUGUAUCGCGUAGGCACGACCAUUGUUCCACUAAUAACGUCGAUGCAGCGAUCAGUGCCAGUACGGUAGUGUUGCCUAGAAUGGGUUUUGGUGAUGGAAACAGGAGUAAACGGAGCUCUGAUGUGGAUGCUAAGCACAAGGGGAGUGGAAUUAGAAAUGACGUAACGCGCACUUGUGCCAGGGCUAGAUCGAGCGGUGCUGCCGUUCAAACUGGAGAUGAGAGGUUGUUGCGCAAACGAGCAACACCUACUCGGCCGGAGGUUUCUGGGAUGCCAGAGUCUGGGGACUUGGCUGGUUCGACGCGCCUAGCUGGGGGUGCUCGUGACUUGGUAUCUGCUACUAGGAAGUUUGCACACGGUGGUUCUGGUCCAAGAAGAGAGUUCGCGGGAUCGAUCAGUGGACAAGGGAGCACGACCCACAGGGAUUUGAACAGCCAAAAUGGGUUAGCAUCCACAAGUAGGAUUUCAAGCAAUGGAUCUGGGCAUAAAAGGGGAUCAGGGAGAAAGGUGGGGCAUGAUAGAGCAAUAAGUAACAGAGAUGACAGAAAUGCAAUUGCAUUUACUUCUAGAUCAUCUACAAAGCCAGUGGCCAGAGCUUCGUCACAGAGCAAUCUAUUGAAGAGUGGAUCCCCAAAUAGACUAGCACCUGAUACAACUCGCACACGAGUUCUGGCUCCUGAAAAAAGAUACAUUGAAGCUUCACCUUCUUUUAUGUCUACUUCCGAGAAAGGUGAAUUUAGCAGGCUGUUGAAAGCAAAAAUCAAUGAGCUUGGCAUGUCGGACAGGAUUGAGUGUACACCAGAUGAUUCACCUUCAGGAAAACUGACUGUACCUGUGUUGCAAGAGCUCAUUUCUGCCCUUACAAACGACAUGAGCACUCCAAUCUCCCAAUGUAGCAACUACUCUGCUGCAUCAGCACCCUUAAGUUGCAAUGGAAAUGUUGACUGCAUCAAUGAACCACAUUGUAUAUUCUCCAAUGAUCAAUCACCUGAUUUCCAGAAAUGCUUUAAGGGUGAACAAGAUGUUGAUUCUUCUGCCGCAUCAUUAAACAAUGAGCCCAAUCAGCCAAGUCCAACGUCAGUCCUUGAAGCAUCCUUCUCAAAUGAUACUUCUUUAGGAAGUCCAGUUGAAAAAAAUGAAGGAAAAGACUUAAUCAUGUCAAUUGAGAACAAAAUGGAAGAUCUCUUUAAUUUGGAGUCUGACAUUGUCGAUUUAGCAAUGUCAAUUGACACGAGGAAAACUGAUGCUGAAGAAACACACCGUGACAAUGACAAGUUAUCAUGUUUACAGAAUUUUCUUGCACAUGAUUUCAACAUCUUAGAAUCCAGGCUCUGCAGCAUUAGAGAAGCUAUUUCAAAUGCUGAACUGCUUGUGGGCAGUAGCCUCUCGCGUAGCACAGCAUCAGGUCUCCCACUCCACCCUUUCAUUGUCGAAAUGCUGGAAAACACCAUGGAUAUGUUUAGUGGAGGAGAGUAUUCAGGUUUCACUGAAGAUAAGAAGUAUCAACGUACCAACUUCCUGUUUGACUGCAUCAUAGAGUCACUGGAUUCAAAAUUCUGCAAUUUCGGCAAAUGUGGAUACAAGGCCUGGCUGAGCCUGCCUCUCAGUUUGAGCGAGGACCUGCUGAAGCGCCAGGUAUUGGAAGACAUCGGCAACUGGAGGGAGUCGAGUGGGACUGCUCUUAGACAAGUCUCUGACAAAGAAGUGGACCAAGUGACUGACAGGUGGGAUGCAAGCCAGGUUGAAGCAUUUGACAUAAGCAUUGCAAUCGAGAACGACAUUCUUGAGGCGCUUGCCGGUGAGUUCGCACUCGACCUGUGGUGAAACACGGCGUAUUGGCUGCUGUAUGUGAGAUAUUGACAUGUUUGGACUUUCUGCUCGCAUGAUCAAUUACGUAUAAAUAAGAGAUACUGCGGAUAUCUUUGUUUUUUUUUCCCUGCAGCAAAUUUUGUACAGAGCCAUGUAAGGUUGAAGGACCUCCCGGUUGUUUUGCCCUUUGUAUGCUGUAACCGAAACGUGCUAAAGCCUAAAAGUGUCUCCUACUUUUGGCGCUUUUUUUUUCUUUUCGUCGCUCCUCUUUUUACCCAGCUGAUAACAACAUUGUACGCCAGGGUACGUUUUGUUGUGUGUGAUGAAAAAGGCACUUUUUUU
Zea mays is the source of this 3354-nucleotide messenger RNA. RefSeq lists its product as uncharacterized. The record is from RefSeq and is a predicted model, not a curated record. Bases 466 to 3027 code for a protein of 853 amino acids. The transcript has 3 exons. Lineage: Eukaryota; Viridiplantae; Streptophyta; Magnoliopsida; Poales; Poaceae.